Messenger RNA from Candoia aspera, 1423 nucleotides. RefSeq names its product integrin subunit beta like 1 (gene ITGBL1). The coding region runs from base 1 to 1284 and encodes 427 amino acids. The transcript has 10 exons. Lineage: Eukaryota; Metazoa; Chordata; Lepidosauria; Squamata; Candoiidae. The record is from RefSeq and is a predicted model, not a curated record. Gene Ontology annotation, biological process: cell adhesion mediated by integrin; cell migration; cell-matrix adhesion. Gene Ontology annotation, cellular component: cell surface; focal adhesion; integrin complex. Gene Ontology annotation, molecular function: integrin binding.
AUGGAGGAAGAAAGCAUUGCCCACAGACAUGGGCAGACAUCUGAUGUGGGCAUAAUUGGACAACUGAAGACAGAAUGGGAAGAACAUGCUGUGGGAAUAACUAAAGAUAUGGCAGGCCAUGGAAAGUGUGACUGUGGAAAGUGCAAAUGUGAUGAAGGUUGGUAUGGAGAUGCUUGUCAGUACCCAGCUACCUGCAAUUUUACCCGGAGGAAAAGCAAUGAAAUGUGCAAGAAUUCUCAAGACAUUAUUUGUUCAAAUGCAGGAACUUGUCACUGUGGCAGAUGUAAAUGUGACAAUUUAGAAGGAAAUGGAUUGAUCCAUGGUAAAUACUGUGAGUGUGAUGACAGAGAAUGCAUAGAUGAAGAAACAGGCCUGAUGUGUACAGGCCAUGGCAUGUGUUACUGUGGAAACUGUUACUGCGAGGCUGGUUGGCAUGGCGAUAAAUGUGAACUCCAAUGUGACAUCACCCCCUGGGAGAUCAAGAAGAGGUGUACCUCUCCAGAUGGCAAAAUCUGCAGCAACAGAGGAACCUGUGUAUGUGGAGAAUGCAUAUGCCAUGAUGUAGACCCGACUGGAGAUUGGGGAGAUAUUCAUGGAGACACUUGUGAAUGUGAUGAACGAAACUGCAAGGCAGUCUAUGAUCGAUACUCAGAUGAUUUCUGUUCAGGUCAUGGCCAGUGUAACUGUGGACAAUGUGACUGUAAAACAGGAUGGACAGGGAAGAAGUGUGAACAUCCAGCCUCUUGCCCCAUCUCACCUGAAGAGAGCAUUAGGAAAUGUCAAGGAGAUUCCCAUCUACCAUGUUCUGGCAGAGGAAAAUGUGAAUGUGGCCGGUGUACAUGUUUCCCUCUGGGAGAAUCCAAAAUAUAUGGCAAAAUUUGUGAGUGUGAUGACCGGCAGUGUGAAGACAAAGAUGGCAAUGUCUGCAAUGAUUACGGGACUUGUUCCUGUGGUCGCUGCAUUUGUAAGGAUGGAUGGUUUGGAAAAUUGUGUCAACACCCAAGGAAAUGCAGCAUGGCAGAAGACGAGAGCAGAAGUUUGUGUGAAUCGGCCAAUGGCGUAUUGUGCUCAGGAAAGGGUUCCUGUCACUGUGGAAAAUGCAUCUGUUCUUCCCAGGAAUGGUACAUUACAGGAGAAUUCUGUGAAUGUGAUGACCGGGAUUGCGACAAAUAUGAUGGCCUUAUUUGCACAGGAAAUGGUAUAUGUAGCUGUGGAAACUGCGAGUGCUGGGAAGGCUGGACUGGAAAUGCUUGUGAGAUCUGGCUUGGGACCGAAUAUCCCUAACAUUGCCAUGAAACACUGAAGAAUGACAGAUUUGUGGUAUAGAAUGAGGCUGCUAGACUACAUAAAUGUAAGAUGAACAGAAACAAAGAAACCCGCCCAUCCUAAUCAAUCAGCUCAGCAAAAUAUUUCUUAAAAUGUA